UCCUAUUGAAAAGACUGUUGCGCGUUUCUCGUUUGUUCUCAAUGGAAUUAACAUCAAUUGACUCCGUAAGAAAUAUUUAAGUUUAAUUCUACUUUCGAGAAAAAAAAAAAUAAAUAAAUAAAUAAAUAAAUAAAUAAAAUAAAAAAAAAAAUAAAUAAAUAAACUGUGAAAAGCCUAAAGUGCUAUCGAGACGAGCAUAUAAACAAGCUUUUGUUUCCUAAUUGCAUAAUUAUGGAUCUUUACGGUGUCACAGACGCCAAAAGGGCCGCUUCUUUUUGAGACAGACAGUAGCAUUUUCGAAGUAACUUGGAGGGAGCUUGGAACUUGAAUGAUUUAAAACUUCAUGGAUUUAUGUUGACGUAAAAAAAAUCAUAUUAUAAGUAAUUCCAAGAUGCCGAAGUCACGUACAGUUUCACGAUCAAUUACAAGUAAUAGACCGCUUCAUAUGACUUUGAACUUGGAAUGUAUGGAAGAACCACUCAGUGAAUCUCAAUUAAAACAAAGAGAAAAAUUACAAGAAGACUGCAAUAAGGUUGCAACUACAUUGGAACAGCUAGUUAUGGAUCAUGGUGGAAAAAUGGUAUGUCAAUCUGGAACUGUCAAUGGAUAUCAAUAUACACUUCCUCCUAAUACGUCCCAACCAAUUGUAAAGAAUACACAACCUUUGUUAAAUGUUAAUCAGAAUAAAAGCCAGCAAAUAAAACUUAAUAUGGUAAAUAAUACGAAUGGAACCCAAGGGAAUAUACAACUUGUUGUGGAUCCAAGAGUUGGAGUUAUUCUAGGAUCUGUUAAUCAACAACAAGGUAGCAAUACAACAACAACAACAGCUUCACCAACAUCUGUGUCAGCACAGUCUCAAUCAGAAAAUUAUAAAUAUACUAGAUCAGGACGUCGAACGAAAGUUCUACAGGUACAGCAACAACCUGAUAUCAUAGAGGAGCCUGCACCACUUCCUGCUCGUGGUCGACCUAAAUCUAACACAACAACUCAUGUUGUUACUUCAACUACUACUACUCCACAAGGUGUUACAAAUCUAAGAAUAAAAACCGUGAACAAAUCUCAAGGAAAUCAAACGACAUUAAGAUCUAAACCUACAGAACAGACUAGUAUAGGUGGCAUAUCAGUUGGAAUAAAAAAUACAGCUUGUGAGCAAAUCGACGAAUCAAAAAAGAAUCUUCCCGAUGGUAGAGAAAUUACGUUUAAUAAAAUGAACGGAGGUAGAACUUUUCCUUCGUUAGUUGUUGUGGCAAGACCAAAUCUUCGUACAAAAGAAAUAAUACCACAAGUAGCGCUAAAGGAAAGAUCAGAGCUAGAUAUCAAAGUAAAAGGUGUACUUAUGUAUUCUCCUACAAAAUUUGCUGAAUGGUUAAUCCAACAAGGUCUAGUUAGAUCGGAACAAUAUUGCAUAUUGCAUAGUACAACUUAUCAAAGAGUAAAACUUAAACUAGGAAUGUACAGCGAUCAAGGUACAUUCCCAUAUUCCGGAGGAUACGUUUGGAUCUCUAAUUGUUGCCCAGAUCGCUUUAUCUCUAUCUUUUCUGGUUCAAUUUUCCAAGGAGCACCAUAUACUCCUACUGUACUUUUAAAACUUAUUUAUCAUUGGGCAUGUCAAACCAAUGUACAAAAUGUAGUUUCUUGGGUUAAAGUUUCAAAUAUAUACGUAAAAAAUUUUUAUACGAAUUUACGUAGUGCGUGUACAGCUGCUAUAUGGGAUAAAAGUCGAAGAAUGGGUGGAAAAAAUUCUAUGAUACAAGUUGGUGUUAUCAGUUUAGGUACCACUUCGCAAGAUGGCAAUUUACGUCAGGUAAAAGUUGAAGUUCUUGGCGUUUUGGACAUGGCGACGUUAGAUUUAAGAUUACGUGCUUGUGAUCCGGUACAAGAUGGAGAAAGGUCUUACAAGCGAAGAUUUAAUAAUAUCCUUCAUCCAUUGAAAGACUGGGUCCAUACGGAUUCUAAAAUUAUGACUGACUUUACGGUUGACAAAAGUACUCUGCAAGAGCUUGGUUUUGCUAAUGUAACGCAGUCAGCAUUUUGCGAUCAAAAUCCUAGAAAUUUCAUGAGCAAUUAUCACGUAAUGGAAUAUUUACGAAAAAUAGUUCCAAGAAUGUUUCAAAAUACAUUGAGUUUACUUAGUAGACAAAUGAUACAACAAUUUUUGGAUGAACUUGUUUGGAGAGAAAUGUACGGUGCUACUGCGGCACGUGCAUUUGACAAUAUCAUCCUUCAUAUAUCUGAACAAACGAAAAUAGAUUCUAGUGAUUGCAUGUUAGAACGUCUUGCAAAAAUUGCAGCUAAUCCAUUUCAAGAUUGGUCUUAUUCAAAAACAAAUCCUCCUCCGUUAACCCCCAUGAUAAUGUCGAAAGAUCAGCCACAGGCAAAUCCUGAAAUAAUAGUUCAAAAUAUCAAACAAUCAGAAUCUCAUUUAAUAAAACCUGGUCCAAAACGAGGAAGGAAAAGAGUUCUAUCUACACGACCUAGUCCAGAGCCGGAAGUAAAGAAAAAUACUUCUGAUACGAAAAUUAUUAAGGAAAAAGAAAGGGAAAAUAAAACUGAACAAAUUCAACUUCAAAAAUGUUAUUAUGCGACGAUGGAUGGUGAUAAAACUUUAUUGUUAAAAGAGAAUAAAUCUUCGUUAUAUUUUAAGUGCUUCCUUUGCACUGCUGUAAUGCGGUCUAAUACUGAAAUAAUGGAACAUAUGAUCAGUCAUGUACCACCCCAAGUCCCUGAUCAAUCAGAAUUUCCUGUAUGCCGUUAUUGUUGUACAGCUUUUUCUUCUACACAUCAAGUAGUUACACAUAUUUCAGAAGCUCAUAGUACAUUUGGUAAUUCUGACGGUGACAUGGUUGUUUGUGCCAUAUGUGAACAAAAAUUUGGAAAUAGCAAUUUAUUGAUUAAUCAUUUAACGGCGAUGCAUUGUCCUUCGGAGAUGCCGUAUCAAUGCGAUAACUGUGGUUAUCGAACAUCUAGUCACAAAGAUGUCAUAGAUCAUUAUUAUCAAGUUCAUGAGAAGGGUGAAGGUUUACAAUGUCCUUAUUGUUUAAAGAUUAUAGAAUUUAUUGUCGAAGGACAAACGAAUGCGUCUAGUAUACAUUCAUUCUUUCUCCAUAUGCAAAGACACAUUGUAAGGAGAGAACAAGGCCGUGGAAAUAAGUGUCCAAGAUGUUGUUUAUGGUUUAAUCAAAAAAGUUCAUUGAAAAUUCAUCAAAGAGAAUUACACGACUCUGUUACCAAUUCAAAAGUUAUAUCAUAUUCUACAAAGGAAAAUGAAAUAAUGAUACCGAAACAGCGACCUCUGAUAAGACGAUUUGACGUAGAAAGUCCAGUCGCUGAAUUACCAAAAGAUGAAUAUGUCAAAAAAUGGAGUACAGGACCAAUUUUAGUAAAUGCUUCUACAAGUCACUUACCGUGUCAAGAAUGCGAAGAAGAUAUUGACGAACAAGAUCAUUAUCCCGGAGAGCAAAGAUGUCAACAGUGUCGUUACGUAACGUGUUGUUGGCGCGCAUUUAAAGAACAUUUACAACAAAUUCAUAACGAAAGGCCAAAGACCAGUUCAGUUGUUCCAUCACCGCUUAUAAAUAUCCCAUUAGAAAAAAAAAUGCAAUGUCGGUGUGGUUAUACGACAAAUGAUGGCAAUCAAUUGGCUGCACAUUUGAUUAAAUGUAAUAAAAUGACGGCUUACCCUAUUGAAGAAUCAGUACCAUCUGGUGGUAUGUUAGAUAGCUUAGGUCUCGUUCCUAAAAAUGCAUCUGAUACUCCAAGUAUUAAAUAAUUUGAAAUUUUAUUAUGGAAAGAAAGAAAACUCGUUGGAAAAGAAAGGAAAUGUGAGAGUGAAAAAAUAUAAUUGUGAUUGUAUAAAGUAUGAAAGAGAUACAAACGCGUGUUAAUCAUUCUGAUUUACAGGAUUUGUAGACAAUUAUUGUAAAUGAUUAAUUUUUGUUAACGAAAGUAUAUACAAAGGUAUGCUUCAAUUUUCAAAUAAACAAAACAAAUUUUUUCUUAA
Molecule: messenger RNA, 4000 nt
Organism: Vespa velutina
Lineage: Eukaryota; Metazoa; Arthropoda; Insecta; Hymenoptera; Vespidae
Gene: row
Exons: 20
Coding region: 392-3769 (1125 amino acids)
Biological process (GO): regulation of transcription by RNA polymerase II
Cellular component (GO): nucleus
Molecular function (GO): sequence-specific DNA binding; DNA-binding transcription factor activity, RNA polymerase II-specific
Source: RefSeq, a predicted model, not a curated record